UCUCGCAGCCAGUCUGAGCGGAUAACGAAAGCAAACGGAGAAACAGAUCGAAUAGAACGGCCGAGCAACACACGGGAUAUAGCCUACUUCAACACACGGGAUAUAGCCUACUUCAACACACGGGAUAUAGCCUACUUCAGGGGUUGAUAGAAGAUUGUUUGCAUCGACCGUCCGUGUGUCAACUAUUUGGAAGAGCCAGGAUGUCCAGUGAGGUGCAGCCCAGCUCAAGGCAGGACGACAGUCCCAACACCAGUGGGGGCAGCUGGGACGUGGAGCAGAGAGAGGUGGCCCCUCCGGUUCAGGAGCAGGCUCAGGAGAGGGAUCAGACAACGCCCAAGAAGAAAGAGGCCAAGAUAUCCAGCAAGACUGCUGCCAAGCUCUCCACCAGCGCCAAGAGGAUUCAGAAGGAGCUCGCUGAGAUAACCUUGGACCCGCCACCUAACUGCAGUGCGGGUCCAAAAGGAGACAACAUCUAUGAGUGGAGAUCCACCAUCCUGGGACCACCAGGCUCUGUGUACGAGGGAGGGGUCUUCUUCCUAGAUAUCGCCUUUACACCAGACUACCCCUUCAAACCACCCAAGGUGACGUUCCGUACCAGGAUCUACCACUGUAACAUCAACAGUCAGGGUGUGAUCUGUCUGGACAUCCUGAAGGACAACUGGAGCCCCGCCCUCACCAUCUCCAAGGUGCUGCUGUCCAUCUGCUCCCUGCUCACUGACUGCAACCCUGCUGACCCUCUGGUAGGAAGCAUCGCCACCCAGUACACAACCAACAGACCAGAGCACGACAGGAUAGCCAAACAGUGGACCAAGAGAUACGCCACAUAGUCUGACAGCAAGGACCUCCACUGUCCCCCUCCCAGACCCACCACCACCACCCAAAAUCUGUGGAGGACACCGACCCCUCACCCCUCCGCCCCUAGCCUGGCCCCAGAUCUGGUUGUGUUGUAUAGCCAACUCCUAUAGUCAUCACAUGUCAAACAAUGAAUUAUUGGUAUGUUUGGUAUGACAAUGAUGAAUUACAUUGACAUUUAAGUCAUUUAGCAGACGCUGUUAUCCAGAGCGACUUACAAGUUAGACCAAUAGUAUUUGGCUAUACAGCACAAACAGAUUUGGGACCAAGCUACUUUGCCCCCCACUCUCAGCCCCAAAUCUGUGGAAGCACGCCCACCUGACCUGAUCCCCCCCACCCCCACCUUCCUCAUCACAGAUGGCACCUUCAUUGGGGAGUACGGGCUCAUAGUAAUGGCUGGAACUGAGUGAAUGGUAUCGAACACAUGGCACACCCAACCCUCCUCUGACAACAUGAACUGUUAUUUGUCCCAUGCAGACACUUGAUCACUUCUUUUUUUUAUACAAAGAGUAUAUUGGGAAUUUCUUUCCAAUACACCGAAUGUUGAUAUGGUCAUGAAAAGCUUUAAUACUGUUAUUCUUGUUGUUGUUGGUAUUAUUACAUUGUUUAUUGCUUUUUUUUAUAUGCAUUAUCAUUCGUUUUUUUAAUACUAGACCCUUUAUGUGAUUGAUGAAAAAUGUAUUCUAUUCUAGAGCAUUCUAGUCCAUGCAUUCUAGAGCUCAUGCAUUCUAUUAAGUGUUGUUGUUUAAAAGGUCAUUUUCAAUGUAAGCCUGUCUGCAGAAUUAGUGUCUACAAAUGCAGAAUAGACUUUAUUCUAUGAUUAAUCAUUUGAUGUUAUUUUUCUGCCCCAAGAAGUUAUUGACAUGACAGUAAGGCUGUCUGGCUCUGUGUGUAGCUGGUCUUGCUGCUCACCUCCUGUGGUGCUAGCCAGCUGGCAGUUGUUUGCUGUACAUUUGCCUUGUGAGAAUACAUACUUAUUGAAUACUCAAUUAAACACUGGUUGUAAUGUUAA
Molecule: messenger RNA, 1864 nt
Organism: Salvelinus sp. IW2-2015
Lineage: Eukaryota; Metazoa; Chordata; Actinopteri; Salmoniformes; Salmonidae
Source: RefSeq, a predicted model, not a curated record